Molecule: messenger RNA, 984 nt
Organism: Aspergillus brunneoviolaceus CBS 621.78
Lineage: Eukaryota; Fungi; Ascomycota; Eurotiomycetes; Eurotiales; Aspergillaceae
Exons: 2
Coding region: 1-984 (327 amino acids)
Biological process (GO): protein phosphorylation
Molecular function (GO): ATP binding; protein kinase activity
Source: RefSeq, a predicted model, not a curated record
AUGCCCCCCCAAACCCCCUACCAACUAGGCUUCGAGUUCGUGGUCCGCGAGCACCACCCACCCAGCCAGACCCCGGCAGACUUCGAGUUCAACGAGUCCAAGGACCCGCUGCCCGGCCGCUUCGGCGAGAAGGAGCUGCGCCUGCGCGUGUGCAAGGGCCUGCGCGUGGGAUCCGGGUACUCGGCACAGGUGGCUGUGGUGCAGGAGGUGCUGAGCGGGCGUCCUCCCAAACACGCUGGGUCGCUGCACCGGGACCCGGACGAGCUGGGGCCCAAAAUGGUGGCCAAGCUGUACGACGCGCGGUACCUGGGCUCGGCCUCGAGGACGCGGGUGCAGGCGGUGCGGUUCAUGGACGAGCAGUACGUGCGCGAGUCCGCGGCGUACCGCCACCUGCUGCACCACCAGCUACACCGGUACAUCCCCGAGUACUACGGGUCGUGGUCCACGCACACCCCGGACCCAGCCAGCAAGCAGUCUUGUGAGGUGCGCCUCAUCCUGACGGAGCUGGUCGAGGGCACGGACAUGAGGCAGCUGCGGCCGGAGUCGUUCUCGCUAGCCGACCGCCAGGCGAUCAUGCGGCGGAUCGUCAAGAUCGAGUCGGCGUUCUACGCGUGUGACCUCCAGCACCGGGAUGUGUACCCGCGGAACGUCAUCCUCACCAGGCCGGAUCCGCGCGCGGAGAAGAAGGCCGGCAAGGCGGGCGGCGGCCCGCCGCGCGUCACGGUCAUCGACUUCGGGCUCGCGCGGAUCGGCCGCUCGUGGGUGGAUGUCAAAUCGCCCCACUGCGCCAAAGCCGAUCUUCUCCCGGGCACCUAUAUCAGUCCCAUCCUGCGCUGGUGGCAGGUGGACAACGCGCAGGAUACAUGGUUUGACUGGGUCACUUGGGAUUGGAAUCGGUGGUUGUCGGAGACCUUCCGCGCGGAUAUUCCGCACAUCACCCCUGACAUGCUCAAGUGGGUGGGCAGAUUGCUAGAGCCAUUGUAG